Molecule: messenger RNA, 621 nt
Organism: Thlaspi arvense
Lineage: Eukaryota; Viridiplantae; Streptophyta; Magnoliopsida; Brassicales; Brassicaceae
Source: the annotation of a GenBank genome assembly
AUGAUUCCGGAACAGAAUCCACACCAAUGCGCAGCUUGCGGGUCAGAGCCGUCGAUCCUCCACACAGUCAGCAAAAACAGCGUUUACCGGCGACUCUGCACCGAUUGUUUGCUCAAGGAGCAUCGGGACCUCUUCUGCCCAAUCUGUCUCGUCGUCUUCGCCGCCGUCCCUCCUCCACGAGCUCGUAUCACCUGCCUCAAUUGCCCUUCCAUCACCCACCUCGCUUGCUCUCCUCCGCCGUCUCCCUCCGCCACCUCCUCCUCCUCCUCCGCCGCCGCUUCUUCCUUCACCUGCCCGCCAUGUUCUGACCCCAAUUUCUCCUUCUUCCCCAAAUUCCAUGUUCCGGCCUCUGACCAAAGCGGAGAGAAUGACGACGACGGCCCCGAACCGCUUCUCGAUGUCCAGUCGCUCAAGGCUCUCGUCGCAGCAGCGGAUAUCGCGGUGGUUUCUCUGCGUAAUGCGACGGUUCACUUAAAGAACGAAGCUGUUAAGAAGGUCCUCGCAGCUGGAAUCGCCAAGAUGAGAGCUAAAGAAGCACUGGGGAAUCUUCAGGACCUUGUUGAUAAACAAAAAGCUUCAGAGAAUCCUAACCCCAACAAGAGGAAGGACAGCGACCGCUGA